Eimeria necatrix is the source of this 1371-nucleotide messenger RNA. RefSeq lists its product as hypothetical. The coding region runs from base 1 to 1371 and encodes 456 amino acids. The transcript has a single exon. NCBI's taxonomy places the organism in Eukaryota, Apicomplexa, Conoidasida, Eucoccidiorida, Eimeriidae. The record is from RefSeq and is a predicted model, not a curated record.
AUGAUGAAUUCACAGAAUCCUGGCACUCAAACUCUCCAAGUGAAAGGCGGAGAAAAUACUUUUACUGGGGAAAAAGAGCCGUACUUCUUCCUUGGUCCCCGCAGAUGUGGAUCCCAAGACUGCCUGAGCAUAACAAAUACAAUAAGCCUUGUACUCCUCGCAGCAACAGUCUAUCUUAUAUUGCGUGGCUUCUGGUGCAUGCAAGAGCUAAGCAUGUACAGGCCGCUACAUGGAGGCAACUACGCACGCCUUUUAUCGACUUCACGCGCUCGCUUGAUUAUGGCUUGCGUAGAAGAAAGCAGCAUGGAGGAUGUCCGUGCCCGACGCCCUUCAACAAAUUCAACAUCCAACGCGCCCGUUCUAGAGGCUCCUGCGGCACGACUUUCCACUGCUGCCAGUCAGAGGCUGGACAUGAACUGCUUAUAUAUCAAAGAAGCUUCCUCACAAGGUGUAGCAAAAACCUUAUUGACGCCCCCUGUCGAAGAAGCAGAACUAAGACGUCAACGGAAAGCUCUAAAUCUCUCUUGCAAGGAUCUUAAGAACCUACAGUAUGUUGAAAUCCAGCUUAUACUUAGAGCGAGGAGUGGGAUAAAAGAAAUGAUAAGCGAUAAGCAUCGAGCUUGGACAACUUUGGGGAAGUUAGCGGAAGAAUGGAAGCAGUUGGAAUCGCUCGAAGCUAAACUCGCUAAAGAAGUAGGCGGGAACUCAUCCACAGAGCUAGAGGAGACAAAUCGAAGGAUUCAAGCACUUGAAAAGCAAAUGAAGGCACUGCACGUAACACUCAGGCGGAUCCGGAGUACAAUGUAUUCGAUAACCCAGCAGAAACUGCAGAAGGCCCUUUCUCUCAAGCUGUUUCUAAGGCACCGCAUACAGAACCAAAAAAUAUCAAUCACAGCAGCGAAUGCCUUAAGCAUAGCCGCUCUUGUAGUUAAUGGCGUGAGGGGAAGAAAUUGUGCGCUACCUCCAAAUUACAGCGACGAAGCCCUAAAAGUAGCGGAAGAGUUCCUGACGAGCACGCAAAGUGCAACGGAAGACCUCUUGCAGCAGCUUAAUUCACCGACAAAUGGCCUCAAAACCAUACGGAAAAGUGUGGCAAAUUAUCACUUGCUUCAAAAAGAUGCAUCCAUGUAUGCUUUGCAGAUGCGGAGUGCUUUGAUGGCUCCUUCGGCACGGCGAAUAAUCGAAAGACUUGAAUCGCAAAACUUCAAGUUGUCGAAAGCUCUAGAAAAAGCACAUGGAAUUUUACAAAAGGGAACCACUGAGGGCGCAGCAAGAGCCUCACAAGGGAGCCCAUUCACAAGGGGGCGCUUUUCUUUACUUCGUAAACUUUUGGGAGCCCGAAGGAGUACUGGCCUGGACAAAUCACGUUGA